Messenger RNA from Phoenix dactylifera (date palm), 1587 nucleotides. RefSeq names its product B3 domain-containing protein Os01g0723500-like. Gene Ontology annotation, molecular function: DNA binding. The record is from RefSeq and is a predicted model, not a curated record. NCBI's taxonomy places the organism in Eukaryota, Viridiplantae, Streptophyta, Magnoliopsida, Arecales, Arecaceae.
CAUGGGGCAGAGAGAAGCAGACACCGAAGCCUGAAAAGCCGAGCUCUAGCGUCUCCUUUACCACUUCGAUCUCUCCGCUUCCACUUCCUCCUGCUCCCUAAAAGUCCCAAUUCGAUCCACGAGAAAGAGACCACCCCACCCCCCCUUCUCUCUCUCUUCCUCCUCAUUGCUCUUCUUUCCUUCUCUAAGAUCCAUCUUCUUCAAUUGAUUCCUAAUAAGGAAAUAUUGGGGGUCUUUUUUGACGUAAUGGUCUGAGAAUUAAUGGCAGGAAAAAGGCAACAACGGAGCAGUAGGACUUUGGUGAGGAAGCCUCACUUCUUUAAAGUCCUGCUCGGAGACUUCGGACAGCGGCUGAAAAUCCCACCAAACUUCUUGAAACAUAUCUCAAUGGAGGCAUCUAGAAGAGUGACCCUUCAGGGUCCCAGUGGCAGCAAGUGGUAUGUCCAACUAACCAAAAACAUUGAAGGAGCAUUCCUGACUGCUGGAUGGCCAAAGUUUGUCAAAGACCACUCGCUAAAGGAGCAUGAAUUCCUGGUCUUUCAAUAUGAAGGAAGCAUGCACUUCACUGUUCUCAUUUUUGAUACAACUGCAUGUGAGAGGGAAGAUGUGCUCACAGUAAGACCUCAUAGAAGUUCGAAGUCCAGUAAUGAUAGAAAUAAAAGGGGAAGACCGCUAAAGAUAUCUUUGGAUGUUGGCUGCUAUGUUAAGAAGGAAGCAAGCGAAAGUGAGUUGACAGACCUUCGAAAUGACAGACAUGCACCCAAUCAGUUACAAGUUCACUAUUCGAAUUCAAUCCAAGGAAGACGUAUGUCACCUCCUAUACCUUGUGGGGAUGUCAAAAUUAAAACAGAAGAUGAUGAACUCCCGAUUUGUAUGAUUGGUUCUCCCACCAGACAGUAUAGAGGCUAUGUCUCGAGAAGACGACCUGUGACAGCAGAAGAAAGAGCAAAAGCAAGGGAAGACGCCAACUCUUUCACCUCUAUAUUCCCUCAUAUGAUAAUGCGCAUGACAGCGAUGAGUGUCUACAGGACCUAUAUGCUGAGGAUACCUGCUUGGUUUUCACGCGCGCAUCUUCCCCGUAAAAGAACUAAUUUGGUCCUCCGAGACCCAAAUGGGAAGGCUUGGGUGGUGGUCUACAUUCCAUGCUCAAGGGACCGUUUAUCUGGAGGGUGGUCUGCUUUCUCACGCGGCAACAACCUUGAGGAAGGAGAUUAUUGUGCUUUCGAGCUUGUGGGUCCAGUAGAAAUGCGUGUCCACAUCUUCAGGGUGGUCGAGGAGACUAUACCUGUGAUAAGGAUGACAAGGAUGCAGGAGAUGCAUUAGCCUCAUGGAGCUUAUGUGCCAUGCAAGAAAUAUAAUAGAGCCAAUGUAGGGAAGGAUAAAGAUACUUGUCAUUUGAUCUGUAUUCUCUUAACACUUCUCCUCGCAAGUUGCUUCUUUGGUUUGACAUGCUUGCAUAUAUGGUGUCCUUGCCUUUGAUCCACAUGUUAAUGAUUCUGCUGAUUUAUAUUUCCCUUGUUCCAGUAUCUUAACUGGACAUGCUUUGAAAUUAUGUAGAAAGUUGCAAAUGGGCAUUGAGUUCUGACA